Messenger RNA from Homalodisca vitripennis (glassy-winged sharpshooter), 3083 nucleotides. Its product is annotated as condensin-2 complex subunit G2-like. The transcript is spliced from 17 exons. NCBI's taxonomy places the organism in Eukaryota, Metazoa, Arthropoda, Insecta, Hemiptera, Cicadellidae. Gene Ontology annotation, biological process: mitotic sister chromatid segregation. Gene Ontology annotation, cellular component: nucleus; condensin complex. The record is from RefSeq and is a predicted model, not a curated record. The coding region runs from base 162 to 3083 and encodes 973 amino acids.
CAUAACUGUCAUUUUAAGAGUGGCUUCUGAGCUUUGGUUAGACUGAGUGGAGGUUAAGUGUUAUGUUUGUUGUGGAUGUAUUUUGUUGUAAUAGUGAUAAGAGAUUUAAAAUUAGUAUACACCUGUGCUCUUUUUAAGGAUUAAUUUAUAUCUGUUCAAAAAUGGCAGAUAGCGAUGUAGCCAACCACAAGACUGAAGUUCAAUUAAAGAAGAAAAGGAGCAAAUCAACGAAGAAAUCUUUGAUAGCAGAAAAUGAAAAAAGACAAAAAUGUCUUGAAAUCUUAUUGAAGUCUAACUCUUUACCACAAUGUGUUGUGAAUAUUCUCAAAGAAGAGCUGAAAGAGAGAGGCCAGAUGUACAAGAUGAGUAUGGAUGACAUGGAGCAGUUCUGGCAGGAGCUACAUGGGUAUGUACGAGAGCUUGUGCGCCAACUGCUGGAUGAUGAGGGGAAUGUAGGGGAGCAGAUCUGUGCGGUGGUCAAUCUGCUGCAGCACACGGCUCUGUUGCACUGUGUUGGCGAGAGUGAAACUUUUACACAAAUGGCUAUGGUACUCAACCUGGCUAUGACUCAUGAGACGUGUCAGCUGCAGGUAAAAAAUGAAAUAUGUAAACUGAGUGAAUAUUGUUGCAUAAAAGAACUUCGAGUUCCAGGUGAAUUCUACCUGAAUACCUUCAAUUUUCUUUUUGACUACACUCUGAGUGAGAAGGAGACAGAGGCUGUUGAUGUGAAACUGGCUGUCAAGCGGAUGUGGGAGAUGCAUGUGGCAUUGGCACGACUCAACUUACGUACACAGACCUGUGAGGCAGUGGUCAACAAGUUAGCGCGCAUCGUAGUUAGUCCAAACUAUUUGGCUUGCAAGGAGGGCAGACAGUUUAUCGCCUUUACAUUCACGCUGGACAUCAAACUGAUAAAGAAAUUUCACCAAGCUGUGAAAGACUUUUUGCCGAGCUGCAAGAGAAACCAGGCAGUUGCAUAUGGUGAAGUGUAUCACAGUGCAUGGUUGAAUGGCUCUGCAGAAGUUAGACAGGCACUAGGGUCUCAGUGUAUCCAGAAUCUGAUGACGCACAUGUUCGUGUUUCCAAGAAAGAAGCAGGAACUUACUCAUCUCGGACAUAAUGUGUUUGCCAUCUUGUCGUAUCUGCACCACAACCGUACGCUAUCUCACUUCAGUAAGACACUCUCUGAGCUGUACAUGCCGCUAUUGUGGCGUCAUUUGCGGAGUGGUAACAACAUUGAGCGGUGUAAUGCAGCAGAGGUGUUCCUGGAUGCAUAUCCUCUUGAGACUCCAGGCUCCGGGAAGGUGGAAGAGAGUAACUUUAUGAACAAACAGCACAGUGAAAUGUUUGAUCUGCUUACGGACAACUGUCAUGUCGUUCGCAUCAUAGCAAUCAAGGGUAUCUGCGAUAAAUUGUGUUCAGCCUGGAGGACGUUUCCUCCGGAGACUAUUCAGGUUUUGAUGCGUAACCUGAUAGAUCUAGCCAGUGAUGGAUCAGAUGCGGGGGUGCGCCGUGCACUCUAUGAUGGCCUAGCUGUACUCCUGCUGAAUCCAGAGUCAGCCGCAUAUCUAGCCCGGAUCUUGCCCGGACUCCGGGACUGUAUACACGAUGAGAAUGAAAAAGUGCGGAAAUCUUUUGUCCGGCUGCUGUGUGGUGUCAAAAACAUGCCUGACCCACCCAUCAAGUACUGGAAGAUAGUUACUGUGAACCAUCUUGCUGCUCGGUUGGAGUUAGAAAACUUGGAAGUUGGCUCUGAGUUGUCAAAGCUCCUCAUGAGUAACAUCUACACAGCGGAUCAGAGUGUUGACAAGUUUCUCUUUCGACUUCUGAACUUUAUCAAAAUCAGUCCUCGGGCAGCUCGCAAACUCUUCCAAUUCUCUAUUAAGGUGCUGGAUUAUAAGAAUGCAUUGCGAGUGAUGAUAACAAUAUUGCUCAACCUGCGAGCGCAUGUGAAGAAAAAAGAGGCAGAAAACCAUUGUCCUGAACAGCAUCAAGAGGAAAACGAGGUUAGACAGUCUGUGCCUAAAAGGAAAAAGAGAAGAUCAGCAGAAGUACUUCAAUCUAUCAGUGAAAAUGAUCAGGAUGGCAGUGAGAAUAAAGAGAAUGACAGAAGCAAGGAGAAUCAGCGGAACAGUAGCAGCUGUAGUUCAGCAACUGAAGAUAAGGAGGAGAAAGAUGAAUACAGCCAGCCCGGGGUAGCCCAUGCUCUGGUAGACAUUGUCAGUCUACUGUGGUCCAUCCACUCCAAGAGCCUGGCAGACCCCAGCCAUGAAGAAGACCAUAACAACCUGAUGGACAUGGCUUGUGCUGGAAUCCCUCUCUUCCUCAAAUACUAUAGGGGUACUUCUACGUACUAUGCUGUGGUUCACCUGGCUAGUUUCGUGCCACCUGACAGGCUGAAGUCUGUUUCCACGGUGUGUAGUGCCUGUGUUUCCCACCUGAAGCAAGUGUCCGAGGUUACUCCUCCUGCUGAGCUGGAGGUUGUAGUCCACGCCCUUUGCUCCUGGGGUAGAUUUGCAGAUAUUCAAGAUUUGGUGAUCGACUGGCUUGAUCAGGCCUUCAGAUGCGAGGGCCUCAACCAGUCUCAAGUUCCAAAAGAAGAGAUGAAGCAACGAAGGGUGCGGUUUGUGGCCAAAGGAGGCAAGCCGAUGGUGGCCCUGCAGUUGCUGGAUACAGUGUUCGGUCACCCUCUCAACUCCACCCGAGUUUUGAAUAAGUCCUACAACAUGAUCCAUGACCUUUACAUCUACUUAGAACGAAUAAAGGUUGUAGUGGAGCGUCGUCUUUUGGGAGGCUUGCCGUUAGACUCACCAAUGCUCAGUGACAACUUUCUGCUCAAGUGCAUGUACCGUUACGCCAUACUGACAGUUGUAGUGGAGCGUCGUCUUUUGGGAGGCUUGCCGUUAGACUCACCAAUGCUCAGUGACAACUUUCUGCUCAAGUGCAUGUACCGUUACGCCAUACUGAUAGUUGUAGUGGAGCGUCGUCUUUUGGGAAGAUUGCCGUUAGACUCACCAAUGCUCAGUGACAACUUUCUGCUCAAGUGCAUGUACCGUUACGCCAUACUGAUAGUGAUAAAUUCCUAA